Messenger RNA from Aspergillus luchuensis, 1797 nucleotides. Its product is annotated as flavin-containing monooxygenase. The coding region runs from base 1 to 1797 and encodes 598 amino acids. The transcript has 4 exons. Gene Ontology annotation, molecular function: flavin adenine dinucleotide binding; N,N-dimethylaniline monooxygenase activity; NADP binding. Lineage: Eukaryota; Fungi; Ascomycota; Eurotiomycetes; Eurotiales; Aspergillaceae. The record is from RefSeq and is a predicted model, not a curated record.
AUGGAUCCUAUUCGAGCGGAAGCUAUUCACAACGAGAGACAUGUCAAGGUGAUCUGCGUGGGUGCUGGUGCCUCUGGGUUGUGUCUGGCAUACAAGCUGCAGAGGUCUUUUCAGAAUUACGAUCUUACUAUCUACGAGAAGAACCCUGAGGUUUCGGGCACCUGGUACGAAAAUCGCUACCCAGGCUGCGCUUGUGAUGUUCCCUCCCACAACUAUGUCUACUCGUUUGAACCCAAAGCAGACUGGUCAUCCGUCUACGCUGGCUCCAGCGAAAUCAGAGGCUACUUUAACGAUUUCGCGAACAAGUAUGGCCUGCGGAAAUACAUCCACACUUCGCACAUCGUCACCGAAACCACCUGGGUCGAGGAGUCGGGCCAGUGGCAGGUGACGGCGACCGACCUGAAAACGGGUCGCACAGUACAUGACUGGUGUCACAUUCUGAUUCAUGCGACGGGCUAUCUCAAUAAGCCUGCUUGGCCCGAGAUUCCGGGAUUGGGCGAUUUCAAGGGCAUCAAGCUACACAGUGCGAUGUACGAUGAGAGCGUAUCGCUCGAAGGGAAGAACGUUCUGCUGAUCGGGGCGGGUUCAUCAGCUGUUCAGAUUCUCCCUGCCAUUCAACCUAUUGUUAACAAUGUGAAAAUCUUUAUCCGUUCGCCGACGUGGCUGUUGCCGGAUAUUAGCACCGAGGCGGGCAAGUUCCCCGAGGAGCAGAUUGAGCACUUUGUGAACAAUCCAGACAGCGUGACAGAGCUACGCAGGGAUAAUGAACGGACUAUGAACAGUAUCUUCACCAUGUACCUCAAGGAUACUGUCCUUCAGGAGCAGGCCAAAGGUCUCCUGACAUCGGUGAUGAAGAACGCCUUCCAAGAUCAAGAAAUGGAAGACCGUUUGAUACCGAACUUCUCUGUUGGUUGCAAGCGUGUGGUACCAUCGGGCUUCAGGUAUCUAAAUACUCUCAAAAAAGAGAACGUCGACGUGGUCUAUGGUGGUGUGACAUCCGUAACACCAUCUGGGUGCGUCAGCGAAGACGGGAAGGAGCAUCAAGGCGACAUCAUCAUCUGUGCCACCGGGUUUGACACUUCCUACAUCCCGCGCUACCCUGUCAUUGGACCCAAUGGUCGCAACCUGCAGACAGAAUGGGCCGAGUCGAUCAUGGGCUACAUGGGAAUAGGUAUUUCCGAGUUCCCCAACACCUUUACCAUGCUUGGCCCCUACACGCCUGUUUCCAAUGGUCCGACCAUGGUCGCGAUUGAAGCUCAAGCAGACUACAUCUGUUCCUUUAUCGACCGUUACCAAACGGAACCUAUCCAUAGCAUGGCUCUUAAGCGGGAUGUCUGCGCUGAGUUCAAGGAGCAUGUCGGCUCCUUCAUGCAAAAAGCCGUUUGGACGGAUAAUUGCCGCAACUCCCACAACAACCAUACCAUCGGCGGUCGCGUUCCCACGACUUGGCCUGGAAGCACCCUACACUAUCUUGAGGCGAUGAGAGAGCCACGUGCUGAUGACUGGGAUAUCAAGUACAAGGGAAAUCGUUUCUCAUGGUUGGGCAUUGGCGUUUCCCAGACAGAGUGGGAUCCCACUGCUGAUCUGGGGUACUAUAUCCGACAAUCGGAUGAUGGACCCUGGCACAGCCGGCGCAAGCGGAAUUUGGCCAUUGCUAAAACAGGCAGCAUGGCUCCGCGUGCUCUCCAUAGACAGCCAAAGCUUGCUGCCAAGGAGAAAGCCCAAGGCACUAAAGCUGAUGUGCCGGACCAGAUGCCGAAAGCACAGGCUGAGCCAGUGUCUGAAGCGACAGCGUGA